Messenger RNA from Bursaphelenchus xylophilus (pine wood nematode), 4847 nucleotides. NCBI's taxonomy places the organism in Eukaryota, Metazoa, Nematoda, Chromadorea, Rhabditida, Aphelenchoididae. The record is from the annotation of a GenBank genome assembly.
AUGGGGCUGUGGGGAGCGGUCAGUUUUGUUUGCGGUAAUAUCAUCGGAUCCGGCCUUUUUAUCACACCCACAGCCAUUCUUCAAUACACAAACUCGGUGGGACUCUCGUUAUUAAUAUGGUUCCUAAGUGCAUUGAUCUCCAUGCUGGGCGCGUAUUGUUAUAUUGAGCUGGGGACGAGUAUUCGACAUUCUGGAGCCGAUUUUGCCUAUUUGUGCUAUGUUGGGUGGUAAGUGCGAGAGAAUAAUUUUUUGUAUUUAAUGACGUUUUUUAUGAUGAAUGUCCGAAAAAAUAUCAGACUUCAGCUGAUUGCCAGAUCUAAAUUAUCUCAAAAUUUUGUAAGCAAUUUCUAGCAUACAGUGACGGACCUGAUCCAGUGGCAAAGAACGUGCCAUUUUGCAUCCGGGAAGUAUCAAAAAAUGUGGCAAAAUGCCUCCCUCUUCAAGUGAAAAAAGCCCGUUUAGAAGGGCGCGCCCUUUCCCUCACAAAAAGAGCAGGCGCACGUCAAACUGAGAUAAGCUAAAACAGUCCGGUGAAUGGAUUGGCAAUUUGCCAAAAAAAGGCGCGAAAAAACGUUUUGUCGGGGAAGAAAUGGGGAAUUUUUGGGGCGAGAGAGUACGCUUUUGCGUGUAUUUUUUUCUCUCUUUCUCUGCGAAAUCAAGACGAAGUGUAAAAAACAGACAUCGAAGAGUCUAUUCCGGUCACCGAACUCCUCAGUUUGACGUGAGGCGGGCUUUUGAAAUCGAAAUUUUUUCACUUGGAGAAGGAGGUGUUUUACCAUAUUUUUUGAAACGUCCUGAGUGCAAAAUGGUACGUUUUUUGCCACUGGAUCAACUCCGCCGCUGUACCAGUUUCUGAAAAUUUCAACUUGCCCUUCGCAAGGACGGCUGAGAUAUUCGACUUGUAGACAAAGCUGUGAAAAAUGGAACAGCUAAAAAGCAGAUAAAUCCAAGAUUUUUAUUGGAUUCGCUUAAUUCUCGGCGUUUUCAGGAACAACAGAUUAUUAUACUCAGAGAUGCGGGCAACAUACAAAUUUUCUUCUGGCCGCUUUUUGCACUUACCGUGUUUUUUUGUCGACAAAGGUAGUUGAAUAUCUCGGCUGCCUCUGAAAAGCGCGAGCAGAAGUUUUCAGGACUUCCUAAAUGGCGUAAAACGUUUGAAAAACUCAAAGCAAAUCAUUUCCCAGGCAGUUGCCUAAUUGAACAAUGGUUAUAAGCCACUCAUUUUGGUCUUCCCACAAAAUUUUCAAGCUUUGAAAAUUCUUUUUUCAGGUUCCCAGUGGCCUUCUCGUUUUUGUCGACCGGAUGUUUGAUGACAUUCCCGGCUGUGGUUGCCGUGGAAGCCCUCACUUUCAGCGAAUACCUCUUUGAAGGGCUUUACAUCAACUUAGAAUCGGCAUUUUCCCAACACAUGGCCAAAACUUUGGCCAGUUUUAGUAUUGUUUGUAAGUUUAUUUCAAAAUCAGUGAUUUCCACUGAAUUUUGAGAGUACUGUAAAUUUUUACGACCGAUUUUUCAGGGCUAAUCUGCUUCCUCAACUUUUUCUCCCUUCGAACUUUUGUGUCGCGCUUUCAAAUCCUAGCGACAGGCGCGAAAAUCUUGGCAACGAUGACGAUUAUUCUCGUUGGAGCUUAUAAAUUGAUCAUCCAAGGGCACACCGAGCAUCUUCAGGAUCCAUUUGCGAAUUCAACAUAUGAGCCAUCGAUGAUUGUUACGGCUUUUUUUCAAGGCCUCUUUUCGUACGACGGUUGGGAUGUGUUGAAUUUUGGUGUGGAGGAAAUUGGUAAUCCUACAAGGUAAGAGAGUACAAGAUAAUGUUUACCAGGUACGCAAGGAGUCUCUGUAGAAAGAACUAACGUACCAAGAAUUUUUAUCAGUCUGUCGGGAAAAUAAUGUGAAUUAAUCGCAGCAAAAUGUCUUGCCUCGUCGCAGCCGCGCGCCGAAUAAAAAUUUCCGGCCGCGGCUAACUUCGCAAAGUGUUGAUGGGCGAUUCCAAGGCACGACAAGUUCAGAUUAUUUCCCCGAUAAGCUGGUACAGUAACGGACUUGAACCAGGCGCGAAAAACGUACCAUUUUGCAUCCGGGAAGUAUCGAAAAAUGUGGCAAAAUGACUCCCUCUCCAAGUGAAAAAAGCUCCGAUUUCAAAAGCACGUCCGUUCUUUUUGUGAGGGAAAGAGCGCGCCCUUCAAAACGUCGUUGUUUUAGUUGUAGAGGGAGGCAUUCUGCUAACAAAAAAAGUGAUUUUUUUGUAGGAAAACUCCAGCAGAAAGAGAAAAAAUGUCGAGUUUUGGACUAUUUCGGACAUAAAAACCUCGGUCGCUUCUGCAAAACAAGGAUAGAAAUCUCGCACGUAUUACAGUGACGGACUUGAUCCAGUGGCAAAAACGUACCAUUUUGCAUCCGGUAAGUAUCGAAAAAUGUGGCAAAAUGACUCCCUCUCCAAGUGAAAAAAGCUCCGAUUUCAAAAGAUGUUUUUUGUGAAGGAAAAAGCUCGGCCUUCAAAACAUAGUUUUUUAGUUGGAGAGGGAGGCAUUUUGCAACAUUUUUCGAUACUUCCCGGAUGCAAAAUGGUACGUUUUUUGCCAUUGGAUAAGGUCCGCCACUGUAAUAGAUACACUUUGCGGCUUAAAAAAAGUAUCAAAAUGCAUCCCCUUUUUCCCCUAACCGAUAAAAAAAUGUCCAAAUUUCAGGACCUUAUCCCUCGCAAUUCCAAUCGGAAUCUCCAUCAUCGCCUUUAUUUAUUGUGCUACCAAUUUGUCUUAUUUUGUGGUGCUGACAAUCCCUGAAGUGCUGAAAACGCCAGCUGUGGCGCAAGUAAGUCUUGAUGACAAUUUCAGCACUGAUUUUCAGACCUUUGCCAACCGAACAAUGGGCACAUUCCGAUAUGCGAUGCCAUUUCUCACCAGUCUUAUGCUAAUCGGUAGCUUGAAUAGCACAAUUUUCACGGCGAGCAGGUGAGUCAAGUGAGAAGAAUAAAGCGAAUUCAUAAAUGAAAAAUUGAAAAUAAUGGCUUUUAUUGAUGGAAUAAUGCAUAAAAAGGGAUGCAGUUACUUUAUUGCCGAAUAUAUCAGUCUGUCGGGAAAAUGAUGACCAUUCCGUCGCAUAAAAAAUCACAUAGCGCCAAGAAAAUGAAUUGUGUCGCGACAAAAUCAAAUUUCUUUUCACUUCAGCGACGCCAUUGGGGUGGCGAUGUUGCGCUCAAUAUUUUUCCGACAGACAGAUAAAACAAAAUAAAGAAAGGAAAAAAAUUUUGCCUCCUUUUAUCUCAUUAACGGCAGGAAAAAGUUACUGUAAAAUUUUGGAUGUGUAGUGGAAAUUUUUUCGCAAUUUGUAGCUCCUUAUUGUUAGACAUUGCCAUCAGAACAGGGGACAAAAAAAGUUGAAUUAGCACUUUGUUUCUCAAGCCGUGAAAAGACCGAUUCAAAAGAAGCUUGUACGACUCUUUUAAAAUACGAACUGCCAUGGGGUUAGGCACAAAAAAAUCAUUGUUCCACCCUUUACUCUGCACAAGAAAUACGGGGUGGGCCAUUCGAAACGGGUAACUUUUUUCAUUGAAUUUCUCCGCGGAGACUCCGCCGAUUUCCCCGAAAUUUAGAUUUUUCUAGAGCUGAGAUCCGCCAUUUUCAACCCAUUGAGUUUCAAAAAAAUAUGUUUUGAAUUAACCUUUCUACGCCUUCCCAAAGUUUUGAAGAAUUAUUCUCGAGCCGAAACCGCUAAAACUUAGAAAAAAAAUUCAAAAAAUAGAAAAUUUUUGGAAUGAUUUUGAAAACUUGGUCAAGAGUGGCACACCCUGUACAAUUCCUUUUCAGAUACCUCUACGCCGGCGCUCGCCAAGGCCAUAUGCCUUCAUUUCUGGGAGUUGUUAACGAAGAGCACGACUCUCCUCGCUCCGCCAUCUUUUACCACGUCCUUCUUGCCAUGUUGUUCGCGUUGGUCGGCAAAACCGACACCCUAAUUAACUACCUCGCCUUCGCCAUGUGGGUUCAACGGUCGCUGACAAUGUGCGCCUUACUUUACAUCCGCUAUUACGACGUUAAAGUCCAUCCGGACAGAAUACGAGUCCCGAUUAUAUUGCCGAUCACUUUCUUGAUUAUUUGCGUUACUUUGGUUGUCACAACGAUCGCAGCGGACAUUGGAACAGCCAGUGUUGGACUGGCAUUCUUGUGCGCUGGAUUCGUAUUUUAUAUGGUGUUUUUGUGGGAUGGGGGACUGUCGAGAUUCAAUGGAUACAACAGUGUCUGUGAGACUGUAAAUGGUACGUUGGCAAAGUGAAUUUUUGGAUCAAAGAGCGAAAAGCCCUUUCAAAGUUGAAUGAAACUUUAGACCUACUAUUCUCGCUUCUUUUGACAAAGCGCAAAUGCAAAAGAUUUCAAAAAUUAUAAAAAUUUCAAGGCUAUGUGCAGUGGCGGACCUGACGCAGUGGCAAAAAACAUAGCAUUUUGCAUCCGGGAAGGGUCAAAAAAUGUGGCAAAAUACCUCCUUUCCAAGUGAAAAGAUUCCGAUUUCAAAAGCGCGCCCGCUCUUUUUGUGAGACGAAAAACGCUCCCUUCAAAACGGAGUCUUUUUUAGUUAGAGAGGGAGGUAUUUUGCCACAUUCUUUGAUACUUCUCGGAUGCAAAAUGGAACGUUUUUUUACCACUGGAUCAAGUCCGUCACUAUAUGUUCCAAGUUUUUGCAAAACCAUUCCUCAUACUUUCAUUUACCCCGGUGCUUUAUUUACAGAAAAACUCGCAAUUUGGAAUCAAAUCAUCUUCAAUGGGAUGGUCCAUUUCAAAGUUGACCCAUCCUUGGAAGUGAAGCACCGAUUAAUCUCCGAAUCGCCCAGUGCUACACACAUUGUGCCUCAUUAA